This is a messenger RNA of Tetrahymena thermophila SB210, 1155 nucleotides long. RefSeq lists its product as hypothetical. The transcript has 11 exons. Gene Ontology annotation, cellular component: SCF ubiquitin ligase complex. The record is from RefSeq and is a predicted model, not a curated record. Lineage: Eukaryota; Ciliophora; Oligohymenophorea; Hymenostomatida; Tetrahymenidae. Gene Ontology annotation, biological process: SCF-dependent proteasomal ubiquitin-dependent protein catabolic process.
AUGAAUACUAGUGAGAAAUCUUCGGUCUUAUAGGAAAAUGAAAUUUAUGGACUAACAAAACUUAUGGAACCAAAUUUAUCCCUAGAAUAAAUAAAGUAUCUUAACCUUGAUUUUCAAUAAACUACUUAAGAUAAAUUUCCAAUGAUAGCUUCUCAAAUUGAAAAUUGUUCCAAUCUCAAAUAUUUAAUUCUUGAUUUUAGUCAUGAGUAUGGAUAAAUUUAUGUAAGCCGAAAGCAAUUAUCUAUAUUAGGAGCCAGUAUAACGAAAUGCAAACAAAUAUCUCUUUUGUAAAUGGACUUUACACUUUAAAAAAUUGAAGAAAAUGGAGUAUUAUUUAUUGCUUCUAUUAUAAAAGGUUGUAAGAAUCUUCAAAUAUUAAAUCUUUUUGGAUUCGGGAGUACUCUAAGGGAUGAAGGAUUAUCAAGAAUAGCUACUGCUUUGCCAAAGUGCCAAAAAAUUACAAAGCUUGCAAUAUCUUUUAUUUGUGAUGAAAUCAGUGAUGAAGGGUUAUAAAAUUUAGGAUCUGCUUUAGUAAAUUGCUAAAGAUUGUAAGAAUUGAGUCUUGAAAUUUGUGAUAAUUGUUUUAGAGACGAUGGUUUAUCUAAAUUAGGCUUAAAUUUAGCUAAAUCUGUUAAUUUAUAAGUAUUGAAAAUCAAUACUCACGAUAGAAAUCCAACUUAUAUUAAGCCUACCUCUAAAGGUUAUUACGAUUUAUGUGCUCAUUUAUCAAAUUUAAAUAAUCUCAAAGAAUUUUUUCUGGGUUUCUGCUGGGAAAUUAAUGGUGCAUGCUUACCUUAAGUUGGAUUAGCCCUAAAAACUUGUAAAAAUCUAAUCAAAUUAUUUCUAUUAGUACGUUUUGAAGUAAGCGAUAAAGACACUGAAGAGUUUGCUUUUCACAUAUAAAAUUAUAGAAAUCUCAUCUAAUUUGAUAUUUUAAUAAACCUACAUGAGAAAACUAAGAAGAAAUUAUAAAGAAAAAUCUUUAAAAUGCCAAGAAUAGUUUGCUUUUCUAUUGAAGAUGAAGAUUUUGUAGAUUUAAUAGUUGAAGAUAAUUUACGUUAUUUAGCUAUUCAUCGUUUGGAAAAAUAAAUUAUUAGGAUUAAAUAGUUUGACUGUCCAAAAUUUAACGAUUCCAAUGAUUAAUCAAAUAAAUGA